This is a messenger RNA of Thermothielavioides terrestris NRRL 8126, 861 nucleotides long. RefSeq lists its product as uncharacterized. Bases 1 to 861 code for a protein of 286 amino acids. The transcript has 3 exons. Lineage: Eukaryota; Fungi; Ascomycota; Sordariomycetes; Sordariales; Chaetomiaceae. The record is from RefSeq and is a predicted model, not a curated record.
AUGGCCGACACAUGCAAAUCCUGCCACGACCCUCUCAUCCUAGCCCUCGAUCCGGACGAGUCCGGCGACGAGGGCCAGACCGUGCCCGAUGACCUCCACCUGCCCUGCGGCUGCCACUUCCACUGGCAAUGCCUGCUCGACCUGGCCGCCGAGAUCGUAGCCGCGUCCUACCACUGCCCCUCCUGCAACAGCGACCUCCCCUCCCUCACCACCACCGCCGCCCCCGCAGCACCACCACCACCAACCGGUACCACGACCCCGCCCCCCAUUCUCACCACCUACACCAACGAAGGCGGCGUCCAACCCGACCUCGACAUCGCCCCGCACCUGGCCGAGGAGGCCUUCCUGACCGCGCACCCUUACGCCCGCCCGGCGCGCGCCUUCCACGCGCUCGUCGCCGAAGGCGACGUGCCGGGCAUGCUCGACCUGCUGGGCUCCCUCGCCACCACCAGCUCCGGCUCCACCAACCCGGCCGAACUCCCCUCGGAGGGGGAGGGAGAGGGGGAGGGGGAGGGGGAGAUAUCGCUGACCCCGGCGCAGCUGCUCGCGUGGCGCGACCCGCUCAACGGCCUGCGCGGCGCGCUGCACGUGGCGCUGGAGGCGCGGCAGGAGGAGGCCGUGUGGGCGCUGCUGUGGCUGGGCAGCGGCGUCGCGCGGGCCGAGUUCCCUGCCGCGGUGGUGCAGGCGGCCGAGGGGAUGGGGCUGCCGCGCUGCUGGGAUGAGGGUAGGCAGGCGGUGGAGGCGGGGGCGGAGGAUGUGCGGUUUGUGAGGGACGGCGCGGGGCGCACGGCGGGGGAUGUGUGUCUUGAGUUGGGGGAGCCGUGGACGAGGUUUGUUGAGGGGGGGUUGUUUGGCGUUUGA